Molecule: messenger RNA, 2345 nt
Organism: Crotalus tigris (Tiger rattlesnake)
Lineage: Eukaryota; Metazoa; Chordata; Lepidosauria; Squamata; Viperidae
Product: betaine--homocysteine S-methyltransferase 1
Exons: 8
Coding region: 131-1357 (408 amino acids)
Molecular function (GO): betaine-homocysteine S-methyltransferase activity; zinc ion binding
Source: RefSeq, a predicted model, not a curated record
UUCGAAUCCGCCCACCUCAGUCUCCAGCCUAUAAAAUGCGACGUUUGCGGGUUGUGGUGGACCUGCUUUGUUAGAGGAGAGUUGUGCCCUGGCAGCGGACGAGAAGUGCGGCCAGCGGGAAUAGUUCGUCAUGGCACCUAUUGGAGGAAGCUCUAAAGCUAAGAAGGGUAUUUUAGAACGGCUAGAUGCUGGAGAAAUUGUGAUUGGUGAUGGAGGAUUUGUCAUUGCUCUUGAAAAGAGAGGUUAUGUAAAAGCUGGACCUUGGACUCCUGAGGCUACUGUAGAACACCCUGAAGCAGUUCGUCAGCUUCAUCGAGAAUUCCUCAGGGCUGGAGCAAAUGUUUUACAAACAUUCAGCUUUUAUGCCAGUGAUGAUAAAUUACAGAACAGGGGAAAUUAUGCAGCUGAUAAAUUUUCUGGCCAGAGAAUAAAUGAAGCUGCUUGUGACAUUGCAAAAGAAGUUGCUCAAGAAGGUGAUGCUUUGGUGGCUGGAGGUGUUAGUCAAACACCUUCAUACUUAAGCAGCAAAAGUGAAGCUGAAGUGAAAGCAAUCUUUCGAAAACAGUUGCAAGUUUUUAUCAAAAAAGAAGUGGAUUUCUUGAUUGCAGAGUAUUUUGAACAUGUUGAAGAAGCCAUAUGGGCAGUUGAAACUUUAAAAGAAUCUGGGUUGCCAGUUGCAGUUACUCUAUGCAUUGGCCCAGAAGGAGAUAUGAAUGGUAUACCACCAGGAGAAUGUGCUGUUCGACUAGUUAAUGCUGGGGCUUCUAUUGUUGGAGUAAAUUGCCAUUUUGAUCCAACUACUUGUCUUACAACUAUAAAACUCAUGAAGGAAGGUUUGGCAGCUGCUAAACUAAAAGCACAUCUGAUGUCACAGCCACUUGCUUUUCAUACCCCUGAUUGUGGGAAGCAAGGUUUCAUUGAUCUACCAGAGUUUCCUUUUGCUUUGGAGCCAAGAAUUUUAACCCGAUGGGAUGUUCACAAAUAUGCAAGAGAAGCUUACAAUUUAGGGAUCAGAUAUAUUGGAGGAUGCUGUGGAUUUGAACCAUAUCAUAUCAGAGCAAUUGCUGAGGAGCUGGCCCCAGAAAAGGGUUUUUUACCCCGUGCAUCUGAAAAACAUGGUAGCUGGGGGAGCGAUUUGAGUAUGCAUACUAAACCCUGGGUUAGAGCAAGGGCUAGAAAAGAGUACUGGGAGAAUAUGUUACCUGCUUCAGGUCGACCAUAUUGUCCCUCACUGUCAAAGCCAGAUGAUUGGGAUGUGACCAAAGGUGAUCUGAUACAGCAGAAAGAAACAACAACUGAACAACAGCUGAAAGAACUUUUCAAGAAACAGUCAUUCAAAUCCAAAACUGUAUCUUAAAUUGGCAGCAAUUAAAAAUUACAAUCAAUAUUAAAUGAAGAGAUGAUACGGGCAAAUGUAAUUCACAGACAUUAAAAUAUAACUUCAAACAUUACUUUUUUUACAACAUGGUUAUAUGCACACAAGAAAGAUUCCUCAUCUUUGAUUGUAUUGAGAUUAUUUUAUUAAAUAGGAUCAUCCAAUUAAAAGAAAGCAGAUAGACAUUCUGUAGCUAAACUAGUAAAGUGUUUUUUAAGCUAUGCUGUCUCAUUGCAAUUAGAAACUGUAUAAGGCCAAAUAGCGAUCUUCUUUGUUUCCAAUGUUGCAGUUUUGAGAUUUCCAUAGAACAACAAUACAAUCCUGCAGAUUCUCAGUUACUCUGACAUACCCAACCAGUACCCAACUUUGGCCAUUUCUACCAGGGGUUCCACAGAUAAUCAUGCUUGUGGAACCUUCAGCUGUGAAAAUUCCAUUACAUAAAAGGGUUGUUUCUUCAAUAACAGUUGCUGGUUCCAGAUUUGUGCUUUUAAGUCACAUUGCAUUCAGUUACAUUUCCUUCCCACAGCCAGGGUUUAAGAUUGUAGGUAAAAUAUGAGUGCAUUUUAGAUUAGAUAUAAUUUAGCUUCAUCUGGGGGCUUUUACGUGGAGCAAUGUUUGGCAAAAUACCAAAAUACUAGACCCUUAAAAAAGCAGUUAUAUUUAAAGUCUCUGAUGUUUUGUCAACCACCCUCUGACAGAUUAAACAUCUGUUGCCCAUUCAGAAAGCCAAACAGGAAAACCUAUUCAUACAAUAAUGUUUUUUAAACUUUGUAUUUGUUUGUGUUACUUUUAGGUGGAUUUGGUGCUUUUUUCUCGUUUGGGCAGAGGAUUCCUAUUCUGUAUUUUGGGUAAAUGUACAAAUAUUCUUCUUGAUUUAGAAGAUAUGUUCCUAAAAUUAUGUGUUUAUAGUUUAAGCAGUUCACUCUUCUGAGAUAGAGAAAUAAAAUUAAUAAAACAAAAUUUAAUGCCA